AUGGCAGGCGGCUGCGCCCCGCGUGUCCUGAGCACCCGCCACCUGCUGCUGCUGCUGCUGCUGCUGGCCACCCUGCCCCUGGCAACCCGGGGGAUCAGUCGAGGCGCGGCAGCCUGGACCCAGGAGAAGAAUUAUCACCAACCAGCCGUUCUGAACUCAUCAUCUCUUAAGCAAGUUGCAGGAGGCACCAGCAUUUCUGGAAUGUGGCAAAAUGACUUACGACCCCUGCUGAUAGAGCGAUACCCAGGAUCCCCUGGGAGCUAUGCUGUUCGUCAGCACAUCAUGCAGAGAAUUCAGAGACUUCAAGCUGACUGGGUCUUGGAAGUAGACACUUUCUUGGGUCAGACACCCUAUGGGUACCGGUCUUUCUCAAAUAUCAUCAGCACCCUCAAUCCCACUGCUAAACGACACUUGGUCCUCGCCUGUCACUACGACUCCAAGUUUUUUCCUCAUUGGGACAACAGGGUGUUCGUGGGAGCCACUGACUCAGCCGUGCCGUGUGCGAUGAUGUUGGAACUUGCUCGUGCCUUGGACAAACAACUCCUUUCCUUGAAGAAUGUUUCCAAGCCAGACCUGUCACUCCAGCUGAUUUUCUUCGACGGGGAAGAGGCUUUCCUUCACUGGUCUCCCCAGGACUCUCUGUAUGGGUCCCGUCACUUAGCUACGAAGAUGGCAUCGACCCCCCACCCCCCUGGAGCGAGGGACACCAACCAACUUCACGGCAUGGAUUUAUUAGUCUUAUUAGACUUAAUUGGAGCACCAAACCCAACAUUUCCUAAUCUUUUCCCCAACUCUGCCAGAUGGUUUUACAGACUUCAAGCAAUUGAACAUGAACUCCAUGGAUUAGGUUUGCUCAAGGACCAUUCUUUGGAGAGGCAAUAUUUCCAGAAUCACGGUUAUAGAGGUGUGAUUCAGGAUGACCAUAUUCCAUUUUUAAGAAAAGGUGUUCCAAUUUUGCAUCUGGUAGCAUUUCCUUUCCCUGAAGUCUGGCAUACCAUGGAUGACAAUGAAGAAAAUUUGGAUGAAGCAACCAUUGACAAUCUCAACAAAAUCAUACAAGUCUUUGUGUUGGAAUAUCUGCAUUUGUAAUAUUCUCAGUUAGUUAUGGUAAUUGCACCUACUAGUGGAUUUGAAAGUCAAGGUACAAUUUAAAAUACAUAAUCUGACUCCAGAUCAAUGCUGUGUGGACAUUUCUAUCCCAGGGAUUCAUUGUGUAGGUAGCUUUGAAUAUGUAAUUAAUAAAUACUAGAUUUACAUUAUGUCUUUAA
Molecule: messenger RNA, 1268 nt
Organism: Artibeus jamaicensis (Jamaican fruit-eating bat)
Lineage: Eukaryota; Metazoa; Chordata; Mammalia; Chiroptera; Phyllostomidae
Gene: QPCT
Product: glutaminyl-peptide cyclotransferase
Exons: 7
Coding region: 1-1089 (362 amino acids)
Molecular function (GO): glutaminyl-peptide cyclotransferase activity; zinc ion binding
Source: RefSeq, a predicted model, not a curated record